This is a messenger RNA of Hemiscyllium ocellatum (epaulette shark), 6278 nucleotides long. RefSeq names its product ubiquitin carboxyl-terminal hydrolase 49-like. The record is from RefSeq and is a predicted model, not a curated record. Gene Ontology annotation, molecular function: zinc ion binding; cysteine-type deubiquitinase activity. Bases 424 to 2556 code for a protein of 710 amino acids. NCBI's taxonomy places the organism in Eukaryota, Metazoa, Chordata, Chondrichthyes, Orectolobiformes, Hemiscylliidae. The transcript has 7 exons. Gene Ontology annotation, biological process: protein deubiquitination. Gene Ontology annotation, cellular component: cytoplasm.
UGGCGCCACCCAGUGACUUCCUGUCCAAGCGCUCUAUUGUUCUUUAUGAGGAUUUUCAAAUCUUAUUUUGGAGGUUAAAAAAAAACGCGCCGAUGGUGCCGGCUCUGCCCAGGCGGCGCUUCCUCUCGCUUUUCCCACUUGUUAUUCCAUCUGGGGGAAGGAAGAUGUCGGGGGAGGAGGUCGACGACGGCCGCCGGUGGCGUUUUCGCGAGCUGUAAGGUUGACUGCCUGUAAUAUGGUAUCCUGACAGUUCCUAGCAACGUAUCGUGGAGGUACAAUGCGGUGACUGUUGCUUGCUGAGAUGGUAUUUCUUCAUACUGUGACGACCCUGUUGUUGGGAGAAGAUUUAAGAAUGUCUAAGUUAAAGCAGUACAGCAGGCCAAGGAUACUACAACCAGAACAUUUCUGAGAGCUUUUAAAGCCAUGGAUAGGUGUAAGCAUGUCGGGCGUCUGCGACUCGCCCAAAAUCACUCCAUAUUGAAUCCCCAGAAGUGGCAUUGCAUGGACUGUAACACCACUGAGUCUGUUUGGGCCUGUCUUAAAUGCUCCCAUGUGGCAUGUGGUCGCUACAUCGAGGAGCAUGCACUCAAACACUUUGAGGAAACUAGGCAUCCUUUGGCUAUGGAGGUCAAUGAACUUUAUGUCUUUUGUUAUCUUUGUGACGACUAUGUGUUAAAUGACAAUGCUACAGGGGAUUUAAAACUGUUGAGAAGCACUUUAAGUGCAAUAAAGAACCAAAAGUGCAGUCCAAUGGCACGCAAUGGCAGGGCAUUGCGGUCAAUGGCUUGCGGGGAAUCUCCUUGUUCGUUUCAGAAGAACAAAAAAGGGCAGACUCAUAGUACAGAGCAGAUGUUCACUGCUCUUUGGCACAGACGCCAGUCUUUGCUAACAAAGGCAAUGCGCAUUUGGUUUGAACAAACAACCAGUGGUAAACGUAGAUUGGAAGAAAAGCGGCUACAGGAGGAAAUGGACAGAAGAAAGGAGGAAGCAAGGAAGCGGCGACAGGAGCUAAAGCGUAAAUUCAUGGAGGAGCUGGUCAAUGCCCCACCUCGGAAAAGUGCAAGGAUUUUAUUUCAAAUCCGGAAGGAGGACCAUAUCUCAAAGUGCAAAAAACCAACUGGAAAAAAGGUGCUACAAACUGCCCCUACCUCAAAACGACAAAGGAACAAAAUUAAGCGGUAUUAUGUUACCAAGCGUAAACCAGUGGUAACUCCUGGUGUUACGGGUCUAAGAAAUCUUGGUAAUACCUGCUACAUGAACUCUAUUCUGCAAGUACUCAGUCACUUGCAAAAGUUCAGAGAGUGUUUCUUAACCCUUGAUCUCUGUGAGACUGAAGAACUAUUGGCAAGGACCGCAAAUGGCAAAACACGAUUGUCCAACAAGGUCACGCUGGGGAUUGGUCCUGCAUCGUGCAUUGCAGGAAGAAACGAUCAUGUGGGAGCUUCAGGGAGAUACAGCAUGCCAGCUGGCUUGAACGGAGGUGCCUCCAUGGCCAGGAACCUGGAACUUAUUCAACCCAAGGAACCUAGUUCGAAGCACAUCUCUCUUUGCCAUGAACUUCACACACUCUUUCGAGUAAUGUGGUCUGGGAAAUGGGCUUUGGUGUCUCCGUUUGCUAUGUUGCACUCUGUAUGGAGCCUGAUCCCAGCAUUCAGGGGAUAUGGUCAGCAAGACGCUCAGGAAUUUCUUUGUGAAUUACUGGACAAAGUGCAGCAGGAACUGGAAUCGGAAGGUACAAAGCACAGGAUCCUUAUUCCUUUUUCUCAACGGAAGCUCACCAAGCAAGUUCUCAAGGUGGUGAACACCAUCUUUCAUGGGCAGCUGCUCAGUCAGGUCACAUGCCUGACAUGCAACUACAAAUCCAACACCAUUGAACCAUUUUGGGAUCUUUCACUGGAGUUUCCAGAGCGUUAUCAUUGUCUUCAGAAGGGUGCUACUCAGCUUAAAGAAUGCACUCUGACGGAAAUGCUGGCAAAGUUUACAGAAACGGAGGCUUUGGAAGGAAGGAUUUACGCUUGCGACCAGUGCAACAGUAAACGACGAAAAUCCUCGCCAAAGCCCCUUGUCCUGACAGAAGCUCAAAAACAGCUAAUGAUAUACAGACUACCUCAGGUCCUCCGUCUGCACCUUAAAAGAUUCAGCUACUGUGUUUUUAGGUGGUCUGGCCGCAACCAUCGUGAGAAGAUAGGGGUGCAUGUCAACUUCGACCAGGUAUUAAACAUGGAGCCUUACUGCUGCAGGGACUCUUCCUCCACUCUUGGCAAGGAAAGCUUCAUAUAUGACCUCUCAGCUGUGGUGAUGCAUCAUGGAAAAGGAUUUGGCUCAGGACACUAUACCGCAUACUGCUACAACACAGAAGGAGAGUUUUGGGUCCACUGUAAUGACUCUAAGCUAAAUGUGUGCAGUGUGGAGGACGUGUGCAAGACCCAAGCCUACAUUCUCUUUUACACUCAAAGAACCGUGCAGAACAGAGUGGGGUUUGUCACAGACAUGCAUUCUGAACCUCAGGUGCCAACCAGAAAUCCAGAGAAGAACAGGAGACUGACCUUCCCCUAGCAUGGGGUGCAAAAAUCAUUAUUGGAAUUCACUGAAACCAUCCAGCGUCAGCCAUUGGGAACCAUGUUGGGGCUGAUCAAACACAGAUGUGUUCUUUUGUGGGCUACAGUUGCCCUAGGGCUCGUUUACUGAAGCAUAUAUAGCCUUCCUAUGCAUAAUAUGGUAGGGUUUAAUUCCGUACUUGUCGAUUAAAAUGGUUUUUUUCAAAGUGUCCAACUGUCCCAGGUCAGAUGAUGUGGAUGUGUAUGGUAUCAACAUUCUUGUUGCAAAAGUUUUAUUCCCCAUCCACCCCCCCCCCCCAAAACAAAAGGUGACACAUCUAUUGUCAACAUUUAUGUUGCUGGCUGAUCUUGAGAUGCAACAUUUCUGAUACUUGCUUUCAUCCUUUAACUCCCAGAAGGUGCCUUUGUUUGCCACAUGAUUCACUGACUGAACAUAGGUACGCGUGUUCAACCCAUUCUCAUUGUGUACUGGAUGCAGAAUUGUUUACUCCCUGUGGUGCAAUAGCAAGCUAAGCUUGAUCUGAUUCACUAAUUCUGCAUUUUCACAUCAUGGCCAGGGCUGUUUCACAUUUGCAUUGACCCUUCACUAAUUAUUUCAGGCUCCAUUGUACCAGCUAUGACUUGCCGCUAAUGCUGCAGAACAGUGAAGAAACCACAAGAGAAAUCCUUGUCCCUUUGCUCCCAUUUUAUGAUUUUGUACUUUAUUUAAGUGUAAGGACUCGUGCUGUGAAGAAUUACUGACGCAACACCAGUCUCCUCACUAAAACUACUUACAGGCUUGUAUGAACCUUUAUAAGAUGUUCUUUUUCUGAUAAUGUAAAUCCCUCUGUUGUGAGUGAUCGCUUCAGAACACACUGUUCUUGGGAGUUAAAGCAGCCAUAGUGAUUCAAUGCACUUCUGCAAACUCUUCCUUGCCUGAGCUUUUGUCUGCUGGAUUUUGUGUGAGGGUAGAGAUUUAGUGUUUUCAGCCAAGUCCUGGUCUUUAGAUAGUAUGUGCGUAGCUGAUCAUGCAACAAUAACAUGGCAGCUUUGGAACUGUAAGUUACGAUUUUUGCAACAAUUUCAAAAUAAAUGUGGGAGAUUAAUUUUAUUCAACAUUAGUUUACAUGUGUAAGUAGUCUUUGCCAAUUGUGUGACCUCCCUUAUCCAUUAAGAAUUGGUUUAACUUUGAUAAUUCUUUUAGGAAUUCAGACUAUUCAGAACAAAACAAAAACACAAUUCUGCUGCCUUACAGCUAGCAGGUUUGAAUAUAUUCCCAGUUUUCAGAGUAAUGUUGUCCCAAGGGCUGUUGGCCACAGUGGGUUGCCACAGCAUUGGUUGGGCAAUUCCUUUGUCUGCUCCUGGGAUCUCACGGAGUUAACUAAUCUUUCCCAGUAUAAUGGUAGUAGUGUCCCUAGACGAGGUGGGUUGGAAGGAAAAUCAGUGAGGAAUAGCCCCAGUCGCUGCUGCAAGUUGUGUCUGUUCACGUCAGGCACGUUUUAUCAACAUCAGAUGCUGAGCGCUUGUGGAGCUGCACUGUAGCGUGGGUCACCUCCUUCAAAGGGAGGAGCAAGAAAAGGAGGAAUUUAGUAUACGUUUGUAGUGUGCCAGCAUAAUAAAUCAGAGAGAGAGAGAAGGGUGCAAGUGGCGGGGGGAAAGAGGAGAUCUGCUGUUGUCAAGUCGCUGAUACAUAUACAACGGUGAGAAGUUUGGUUUGUUGUCUGUUUUUUCCUGACUUAGUUUGAUACACCUUAGGGGAGAUGGGUAAAGCUGCGUGAAAUAUGGUGCCAUUGAGUUUUAAAUCUUAUUUGAAUUUGUCAUUCCUUUUCCGAGUGGGAUUUUUGAAAAGUUCAGAAUCCAGCUGUCAAACUGUUCACAGACAUGUUUUCAGUAUUCGGCUCCCAGGUCGGUGCCAGUGCAUCACUCGGCUGGAGAUCGCACUAUGCCUGUGCAAUGAUUUUUUUUCUCUCUGGCUGAUCCUUUCCUGUUCCUCAGGGGACAGAUUGCUCUCUGUUUUGCCAUCCUUCAUCCAGCAACUCAGACAGUGAACUGGCAAAAGUACUCAGGAGGAUGAAAGUUUUAAAUAUUUGUUGAGACAAAUUUGAAUUCACUCUUGCCUUUUUUACUUUCUUAUCUUCUCCUUAAGUUUAGAAUUUGCUGUGCUAUUGUAAUGUGCUGCUUCCCCUCACUGCAAUCCAUCCUCCCAGUUGUAGAUAUUUUUACUUAACCUAUUCAGACACCUAUGGAAUAAGUGGGACUUAAACCCAGGCCUUCUACCCUAGAGAUAGGAACACUACCACUGCACGACAGAAACCAAUUGUAAACUUAGUGGCAUCGAUUGCUCUGCCCAUCUGGUUUGAUUCUUACCUUGGGCUACUGUCUAUUUGGAGUUUGCACAUUCUCCCCGGGUCUGUCACCCACAAUCCAAAGGUGUGCAGGUAAAGUGAAUUGACCAGGCUAAAUUGCCUUAGUCAGGGGUAAAUAUAGGAUCGGGGAAUGGGUUUGUUACUCUUUGGAGGGUCGGUGUGGACUUGUUGGUCCAAAUGGCCUGUUUCCACACUGUAGGCAAUCUAAUCUAGAUUCUGGUUCACUUGAAUCACUGCUGGCUAUCACUUGCUUUGUUGAUUUCAAACAAUGGUGCUUCAAAACUUAAGAUAUUUCAUAUUUAGUGUGACAGCUAACAGGGGAGGCUGUGUAUAUCAGUCUGUUACAGCGAGGCACCCGUCUGCUUUCCACCAGUGCAAAUGCUUCAGAUCCUCUAUGCAUAUCAUUUGAUAAUGAACUGCCAACUUGUUAGCAGUUUGCAAACCAUGACAACCUUUUACAUCCUCUUGGAAAUAUCAAAAAGUCCAAUUUGAGCCAUAUAAAAGGAAACAACAAGUACUGAUUAUGUUGUUUCUGUAAGCUCAAUAGAAUAUGGUGCAGAAAUGCUACUGUGGUGCCCCAGAACGGUCAGUGGCUGAGCUUUUUAAUGUAACAAAUUGCAUGCAGCACCUGCCUGCUCAUCAGUCAUUGAGUUUAAUCUGAAAACCAGUUUACAUGUAUCAAAAUAAAGUCAGAUCUGGGUCCCCAUUUCUGUACUCUUGGUACCUGCUUGCAAGUUGUAACAUUGUACCAUGCAUCUAAAAUGAAUUUGGAUGUAGAAAGCUAUAUGGGUUUCUGUAAACGAGUCCUCAUCCAUAUUACAAUACAGGUACAGCUCGUGUUUGGUUAAAAGUUAUUUCCUUUUUGCCCACCGGGCUCUCAGAAAUUGCACGACCAGACAGUUUUGUGUUAUUUGAUUCCAUGCUCCCCUCCAGUUGUUUGGAGUGGAAAACAAUCCCAAAGCAGAGUAAUAGAAGGAAAUGUAUUCAAACACCAGCUCAAAUAACUAACUUAGGUUUGACUUCACUGAAAACUGAGCCUGAGAUGGUGCUAUAGGUUGAUGAUCUUUUUCAUUUAUCUUGGGCAAAACUUUUUAUGCAAUAACAGUGCUGAACAUUGGAGAGCAAGGUAAUCAACCAAAACCUUAUUCUUGUUACAUCUACCAUAUGAAAUAAAAAUGAACAUGAGAAACAAAUUUUGCAAGCUCAUAAUGCCACCCAGUGAUGUCUUAAAUUACCAUUGCCAUUGAUUUUGAAUAAUGGAGUGGAGAAUAUAUUAAGAUGAUACCAAUAUUUAGUGCAAUCAUUACAUUUGCUGUCCUAAACAUCCAGGAGAAAGUGAGGACUGCAGAUGCUGGAGAUCAGACCUGAAAAUGUA